Messenger RNA from Rhizopus microsporus ATCC 52813, 948 nucleotides. RefSeq names its product Thioesterase/thiol ester dehydrase-isomerase. Gene Ontology annotation, cellular component: peroxisome. Bases 1 to 948 code for a protein of 315 amino acids. NCBI's taxonomy places the organism in Eukaryota, Fungi, Mucoromycota, Mucoromycetes, Mucorales, Rhizopodaceae. The transcript is spliced from 3 exons. The record is from RefSeq and is a predicted model, not a curated record.
AUGCCAGUUGAAGGAUUCAAAGUUGACGUCGAGAAAGCUGUUGGACACGUAUUCAAGACAGAAAAAGUUGCUUGCAACAAACGUGAUUACCUUUUAUAUGCACUUGGCGUUGGUGUAAAAGAAGAUGAACUUCAAUACCUUUACGAACUACGCAAGGAUUUUGCCCCUUUACCCACCUAUCCUCUUGUAUUGAUAUUAAAGGGAGACAGUUACGACGUCAAUUUAUUCCAAGAACGUGUACAAAGCGGUGACAAGUUACCCGGUAUGCCUCCUUACGACCCCAACAAGAUCGUACAUGGCGAACAGUCCUUGGAAGUGAUCACACCUUUCCCCGUGAAUGGCGGUCGAUUCAACACGCGCAAGACCUGUACAGGCGUCUAUGACAAGGGAUCAGGUAUGGUGAUUGAGACAACCAUUGAUAUAUUAGAUGAACAAGACAAGGUCCAUUAUAGUCGUAUGGUCAGUAAGUCUUUUGUCCGUGGUUAUGGUGGUUGGAACGGACCUAAAGGCCCUAAGGGUACUUCCUACACUCCUCCCAAGCGUAACCCUGAUGCCGUCGAAACCUUUGCUACCCAACCUAACCAAGCUCUUCUCUACCGUCUCUCGGGCGACUAUAACCCCUUACACGCAGAUACCGAACUAGCUCCCCGUGUCGGUUUUCCCAAGCCCAUCCUUCAUGGUCUCUGUACCUAUGGCGCCUGUGGUCACGCCAUCAUCAAAUCCUUGGCCAAUAACGACCCUUACCGCUUCAAGUCUAUCGAGGCUCGUUUUGCAUCUCCCGUCUUUCCAGGCGAAACCGUGGAGAUCUACAUGUGGAAGACACCUUCGAACGAUGCCAAGACAGAGGGCGUCAUCUUUGUUGCCAAGGUCAAGGAAAGAGACGUUGUCGUCGUCAGCAACGGUUACGCUGUUCUCUACAAGGACUCACAGAAUGCAUCAAAGCUUUAA